This is a messenger RNA of Stylonychia lemnae, 3357 nucleotides long. NCBI's taxonomy places the organism in Eukaryota, Ciliophora, Spirotrichea, Sporadotrichida, Oxytrichidae. The record is from the annotation of a GenBank genome assembly.
AUGGCAAAAAAAAGUCAAAAUUUCCUAUAAUUGAUUUAAACUAAUGGACUUGAUAAGUUGGAAUAACUUUACUUGUACCCACUUAAUAUUGACAUACAAAGUAAUGAUCUUGAGGUAAAAGAUUAUAUUUCAAUCCUUGAUAAUUUGACAAAGGAGACCUACUUUAAAAAUCUUAAAAAAUUAAGGUGUUCAUUGAUGUAUCAUAAAACUUAUACUGAUUUAAAGGAAGAUUUAAAGCUCAUGUAAAAAAGAAUUAUUAAAUUAAUUACGCUCAAAUGUAUUGAAGAUUUAAGUUUCGAUUUCUUUAGAAUUAUAGAAGAUAAGGAAGUUCUUCAAUUCGCUAAAAAAUUAUCAACUCAAGUGAUUGAGAAUAUUGAAAAAGUAACAAAUCUUAAGAAAGUUAAUGGCUUAAAUGUCGGCUAUUAUCUAUAAAGUAAAGCAAAAUAUAUUGAAAUUUUAGAGCCAUAGAAGUAGCUAAAUCUAUUCUAAUACUAACUAAUGAUAAAUUUAGUUAAUUACCAACUCGAUAAUGGUAGUUCCAUCAUAAUGAUGAUUGGUUAGUAGGAAAUGAAUUACACUAGAUCAAUUCUUAACUAGCUAAACUAGAUUCACGAUAUCAAUAAUUCCUCUUCAUCAAUCUGGUUAAAGGACUACAUCAAUGAACUCUUGUUUGUCAAAACUUUGAGUGUCUAUAAUUUCUCAUUCUAUUUAUAGGAAGAAUUGUCACUCAAUAAAGAAUAGCUAAAAGGAGAAGAAAACUUAAAGAUUGCUAACAUUCAGAAAUAAAUGCUUGGCAUUUCAUAAGAUCUCUAAUAAAAGUUUAAUCCUUACUUUAAAAGGAGGCUUAGAAGUUUUUCAAAUCUUGGGAUAAAAUCAUAACUUGACUCUAUAAUCAUUAUGAGUUCAAGUGGUUCUUGUUUGUCUACUCUUAUUUUGGAUUUAGAUAAACUUCAAACUAAAUUUAAUUAGGAUAUUCUAAGGACAUCAGUGAGUAGUCUUAAAAGAUUAGAGAAUAUAAUAUUGAUAUCUAAGGAGAAGGUUUCAUUUAAGUUAAUAGCAUAGCUUCUUGACAUCAAUAAAACUAUUCUGUCCAAGCUUUGCAUAGAUUUUUAGCUUGAUGAAUCGUUUAUUAAACACUUUGUGACUUUGAUUCUAAAUAUGGAAAGAUUGAGGCAUAUUCAUCUUACUUAAUAAACUAAUCUUUAAGCUCUUAGUUAAUCAAGCUUAGCUAGUCUAAAAUAGAUCCUUUCAAAAGAUAGCUUGAAAUAUAUCAUAAUAGAUAGUUUCUCUCUUGACAUAGAUAUAGAAAAUCUUAUUGGCCUGUCUUAGAAUCUUACUUUCCUCGUACUUACAAUUAAGACUUACAACAGAUAAAAUAUAAUUUAGUAUUAAAGAUUCAUUUUGGAGCUCUCAAAGAAAGUAUAUAAUCUGAAUAACUUGCAAGUGCUUAACAUUAAACUCUCUGUCUAAAAUCUCAAGCAUUUCUUUAAUGUGGAUCCUGUCAGAUUAAAUUCCCUCUUUUAGCAUGACAAAGAUUUUAUUAGUAUAGUGGUUGAUGUCUUGGCCAAGAACAAGGAUACUCUAGAAGUCUGGAAUUUGUUUUAUCCUAUAAGAUCAGCAUACCUACCUAUUUUUACUACUAAAAUUAUUAAUGCAGCUCUCAAGGAGAAUCUUAUUCUUAAAGUCUUGAACAACCUAGAUAUGAGAAGUAUUAGAGAGUUUUAUAUCAAUGAAAGUCUCAUUAGUACUGAUAUCGACGGUAUGUAUUCAAAACUUCCUCAUAUCAAUUCAUAAAAUGGAGAAGUGCUAAUCUACGAUAACUACAGGUUCAAUCAUUCCUUAACUACAAUAAUGGCUAGUUUUAUUGCUAAAUUGAUUGGGACUGUUUGUAGUUAGCAAGCAAAGAAUCAUUAGUCAGUAUUAAGUCAAAUUUCAUUCGAUGGCGUAAAUAUAUUAUAACUAAAAGAUAUCUUAGAAGGUAUUAUAGAUCAAGAAGGAGUAUUCGAUUUUAAAAAGUUUACAAGGGAUGUUCUCAAACAGCAUGUAUUACUUUAGAGUGAUAUUCAGAUUGUCUUAGCAUUAUUAUUUGCAGACGAGGAGAAAAUAUAAAAUAUCAAACAGUUAAUAUUCUCUAUGCCAAAUAUUUAUGAGAUAGAAAUUGAGACUAUUGCUAGUAGAUUAAAGAAAAAUACAUAGAUUUUCUCGAACAUCACUCAUUUAAGUUUUAAGGGGACUUAGUUUUAGUCAUCUCUUCUAGAUGUGAACUCUCUGGAUAUAAAGAAAACUAGCUUUCAUGAAUUUUUAUUACUACCAUAAUUACAAAACUUAAAUCUCAGUUAUACAAAUAUCUUCCAUGCCAUGUCUGACGAAAUUAUUAACUAGUUUUGUGAAGAACUGAAAAAGAAAACUAAUUUUAAGUAUCUUGGACUAGCUUAAACUAUGAUCACUAUUAAAAAUCUAAGAAAGUAUAAUUAGGUCUUAUCAAAUUUGCCUACAAACUUAGAAAAGCUUAAUAUCUCUUAUAACUUGAUUCUGCCAGAACCAUUAAUGAAUUUUGUAUUCUUUACAGUGUAAAAAAUAAAAAUGACGUUUGCAAAGUGCUCUAGCAAUUAGAUCAAUAUUAAAACUAACUAAAUUGAACUUGAUAGUUAGUUUCAAGAGCUAGCUUAGUUUAUCGUAAGAAAAAGAGACAUUUUAAGGUUUAGAUAGAUUUAAUUUCAUUCUAAGCUGUGGCUAGUAAUGAGAGAAAUGGAUGUAGAUGAUGAAAAUUAAGAAUAGCAAUAAUCAAUUAGUAAUAAUACAAAUUAAGUUGCAAAGGAAGAUGUAGUCUUAAUUGAUAAAUUCAUUUUCUCCACUUAGUGUGUUCAUGAAUUCUUGAUUAAUAUGGAAGUUAUAAAGUUGAGUACAUUCUCUAAAAUUGGAAUUUUCGACUUUAACUUUUAAUUGCUAAAUGCUGGAACUUAGCUUGCAGAUAUGUUUAAUGAUUUAAUAAUGGCAGGCUGCCUUGAGAAAUUAGAAUAUCUAAACUUAGUGAAUGUUAACCUUCAAAUGCUUUUGAUGAAUAAAAGCCAAAUGGCUGACAAAUUACUAUUUUUGAAAGAAAUAUCUUCUAGAUGUGCUUUGAAAGAAUUGGAUAUUAGCAAAAACAGUCUGAUAUUACCUACUUUAAUGGAAAUAAUUAUUCAAACUUUUGAGUGCAAAACUUUAACCAAGAUUACUUUUAAAAAUGAUAAAAAUAAAUGGCCAUUGAACUCUAAAUAAUAUGUUGAUUUAUAACGGCAAUUAGAAGGAUUGUUUUAUGAAUAAUAAAGAAAAUUUGAAAUAGACAGAUUAAAUGAUAUUAUAAGAUUUUUUUGA